AUGAGGACAUCAUCGCUCACAAUGCUACGGGCUUUGACUGUGCAAACCUUCCCUUCCAAUACUACACCAAUGAAGGUGAACAAGGUGUUCUCUAUCAUGGUAUUUACCAACUUGACCAACAACUCAGAGUCGACCACUUCCAUGAUAGGCUCGGCCUGUGAAAAUACCCCUGGGAAGACAUGGCAGGAAGCUAUUUCGAUUUCACUAAUACCAAGCUCUGCCCCAAGAGCACUUGUCUACUCGAUACAUGAUACUAUUGUCGAUGAUGGAGGGUAUUUGGAGGCCUUCAAGUUCCCGAACUUGUUGCAGUUGGAGCUCAGAUUUGUUUCCUCCACACCAGAGAGUCUUGAUUUCUCCAAGCUUGAAAAGCUUUCACUUGAUUCAUGCCAGAGUACCGACGUGGAGUCAAGGUGGAACUUACCAUGUCUCAAAACGUUAACUGUUAUCCAAAGCUUCGACACUAUCAAUGAAUCUAUUGACUAUCAGGCAACCACGAUAGAAGCAUUGUCAUUAAUUUCCUCGUCCCGGUGGCAUAUGGAAAACCUUUCACUGAAUUCAUUGAAAGGUCUACAAGUGAGCGAUAUUGGCGAAUCUUUCAAGCUAUUAAACGUUGUAAUGCCCAAAGUCGAAGAGAUCUAUAUCACAGAUACUUUUUCCUAUAGUACAAUGGUUCAUUUAUCCUCCAUCGAUGUCCCAAAUUUGCUUGAACUCAAGUUAUAUGAGUACAUCAAUGCUCCUUCUUUGGAGUUUGCAGAUUUGAAUAUCGAUCCUUGCUCUGAUGAUACCACUGGCUUAAUAAAGAUCCUCGAGAAGGUGAAGAACCUGGGCUCUUCCAAUGGUCUUUGGUCAAAACAUAUGCCUAUGCUUGAGAGUAUAUUUCUCGCUGAAUGUGAUGAAGAGGAAUGUGAUGAAGAGGAACGUGAUGAGUUUGAGAAACAGAGCUUCCCAUUACUAAAGAGGUUACAUUCAACCUUCACAUAUUACAAUGAUGAGUUUCCUUCACUGCUACCUGACACGCCAGUGCUGGAGGUAUAUGAAGCAUUUAACCCUCCAGAUCUGGACAGGCUUGACAAGCUACAAGUAUACCAAAACACAUUGAAAGUCAUAUAUAUUAUAGAGGAUCAUGCUUAUCGUACGUUUCCAGCUAGGAGUGCUUUGCUUGCCAAUGUCCAAUUUCCACUCCUGACAGAUUUGAUCUUCAUUGCUCAGUAUUGUCCAUACAUUGAGCUCAGAGGUUGCCAAUUUCCAAAUCUGAAGAUCUUGAUAUUGGAAAAUGAGUCAAAGGCAUUUGGUAUGAAUGCCUCUGAAUUGUCUACGAUUGAAAUACAGACACCCAGCUUGACAAAGCUUCGCAUCAAACGUCUCAGACUUGGUGAUGUUUUCGAAGUCUCAGGGUACCCGAGGUUGACCAGCCUUGCUAUAACGGAAUGUCCCGAUUUGAGAGGAGUUGUAGUGCUCAAGUGCCCUACGUUGACCAACGUCAAGAUUCAUCCUCACAAGCCUCAGCACAACGUGCAAGUUCGUCACGAUGGCUCACUUGAUGGUGUCGAUGUUGAGCCAUUGGAUUGCUUUCAAUUGGAUUGCUUGCAAUUGGCUCGUACCUAAUACACGGUCCCCAUAUAGUCACUGUAGUAUGUAUUGUAGUAUGUAUACC
Molecule: messenger RNA, 1654 nt
Organism: Williopsis jadinii
Lineage: Eukaryota; Fungi; Ascomycota; Saccharomycetes; Phaffomycetales; Wickerhamomycetaceae
Exons: 5
Coding region: 1-1605 (534 amino acids)
Source: RefSeq, a predicted model, not a curated record